Trichomonas vaginalis G3 is the source of this 585-nucleotide messenger RNA. Its product is annotated as intracellular protein transport. Lineage: Eukaryota; Parabasalia; Trichomonadida; Trichomonadidae. Gene Ontology annotation, molecular function: GTPase activity; GTP binding. Bases 1 to 585 code for a protein of 194 amino acids. Gene Ontology annotation, biological process: intracellular protein transport; vesicle organization; endoplasmic reticulum to Golgi vesicle-mediated transport. The transcript has a single exon. Gene Ontology annotation, cellular component: COPII vesicle coat; endoplasmic reticulum exit site. The record is from RefSeq and is a predicted model, not a curated record.
AUGAAGUACUUCAGUUCAGUUUGGAAUUGGCUUACAAACGUUCUUAGCUGGCUUGGCCUUAGCAACAAGAAUGCCAAGAUGCUCCUUCUUGGUCUUGAUAAUGCCGGUAAAACAACACUUCUUCAGUGCCUCAAGACUGGAAACUUCCAGCAAUUCGAGCAGACAAAGACAUAUCAAAUUGUCGAUCUCACAAUCGAAGGCAUUCAUUUCUCUGCUUUCGAUCUUGGUGGCCACGAUAUUGCACGCCAAUCAUGGCAAGACUACUACGUCAACGCCAACGCUAUCGUUUUCAUGGUAGACGCUGCCGCUCCAGACAGAUUCGCAGAAGCUAAGACAGAACUUGACAAGCUUCUUUCUGAUGAAACUCUUAAGAAUGUUCCAUUCUUAAUUCUCGGUAACAAAGUUGAUAUUCCAACAGCUGUAUCUCCAGACCAGCUCGCUUCUUCUCUCGGAAUUUUCUCCCAGACAGAUUUGCAGGCUACAACAGUCCCAGCCGGACAACGCGCAAUUCGCAUCUUCAUGUGCUCUAUCAAGAAUAAGAGUGGCUAUGCUGAAGGCUUCAGAUGGCUCAGCAAGUUCAUUUAA